This is a messenger RNA of Thalassophryne amazonica, 1269 nucleotides long. RefSeq names its product ATPase H+ transporting V1 subunit E1a (gene atp6v1e1a). NCBI's taxonomy places the organism in Eukaryota, Metazoa, Chordata, Actinopteri, Batrachoidiformes, Batrachoididae. The transcript has 9 exons. Gene Ontology annotation, biological process: proton transmembrane transport. Bases 125 to 805 code for a protein of 226 amino acids. The record is from RefSeq and is a predicted model, not a curated record. Gene Ontology annotation, molecular function: proton-transporting ATPase activity, rotational mechanism. Gene Ontology annotation, cellular component: proton-transporting two-sector ATPase complex, catalytic domain.
UUGACGUAAAAAAAAAGAAGAACGGAGAAACUUCGCGCUUCUAGAUUGUGCAGUUGUCAACUUUUACAAUCUUUUUUUUCCUUUAGAAUUUUAAACAGCUUAUUCAACGCGUUUAAUCACAGACAUGGCGCUCAGUGACGCUGGUGUGCAGAAACAGAUUAAGCACAUGAUGGCCUUCAUUGAGCAAGAGGCAAAUGAAAAAGUUGAGGAAAUUGAUGCAAAGGCAGAAGAAGAGUUCAACAUCGAGAAAGGUCGUGUGGUGCAGACACAUCGGUUGAAAAUCAUGGAAUACUUUGAGAAAAAGGAAAAGCAGAUUGAACAGCUUAAGAAAAUCCAGAUGUCUAACCUGAAGAACCAAGCGAAGCUCAGAGUGCUAAAGGCUCGCGAUGACAUGAUUACGGAUUUGUUGAAUGAAGCCCGUGAAAGACUCGCAGAGAUUGCGAAGGACCCUGAUCGGUAUCCUGCUCUGUUGGAGGGCCUGGUGCUUCAGGGAUUCUACCGCCUGCUAGAACCUAAAGUUACCAUUCGCUGCCGGCAGCAGGAUGUAGAAAUGGUUCAGGCUGCAGUCGAUAAGGUUGUUCCUGUCUACAAAGAGGCUGUGAAGAAAAACAUAGACGUCAGAAUCGACAAGGAGAGAUUUCUUUCAUCAGAGAUCUGUGGAGGAAUUGACGUGUACAAUGAUAAUGGGAAGAUUAAGGUUUCCAACACUUUGGAGAGCAGGUUACACCUCAUAGCACAACAGAUGAUGCCUGAAAUCAGAGCAACUUUGUUUGGUGCAAACCCCAACCGCAAGUUCUUGGACUAAAGAGAUCUGGGUGGAUUAUUUGAGGUGACUGCAGACGUCUCACUCAGGUCAAAGACGACAGUCUUUUCCUUUUUGGAUUAUUGUUAUAUAUGUGUUUGAAUAUCUGGGUCUAUGUGUUGAUGGACUGGGUAAUAAUUAAAUGCACUUGUUCAUAUAUUUAAGUGCACUCUUGUGUUUGAUCUCUGCGGGGUGUAAAUAAAAGGAUUCUCUUCUCUUGUAUGUUGCAAGUAUGUUUAAAACAUGCAUCUUUUCAUUUCAGCUAACCUGAUGCUCUUUGGUAUAAAGUCAGUGAGCUGAAUUUAUUUUUAUCAAAAGGUGUACUUUUUUCCUUACAGGUGUGUAAAGGUGUGUUAAUGUUUACAGGCUUUCAGAACAUUUAUGUGUGUUACAUAUAUGCAGCAAAAGGCAGCUUGUAUUGCUCAAAAGGACAAAUACCAAAUUAAUAAAAUGUUUACACACAAAUG